Messenger RNA from Colletotrichum godetiae, 603 nucleotides. RefSeq lists its product as uncharacterized. The record is from RefSeq and is a predicted model, not a curated record. Lineage: Eukaryota; Fungi; Ascomycota; Sordariomycetes; Glomerellales; Glomerellaceae. Gene Ontology annotation, cellular component: nucleus; cytoplasm. Bases 74 to 532 code for a protein of 152 amino acids. The transcript has 2 exons.
GGUAAGGUAAGUAAGGUAGGGUAGCUGGUGAUAAGAUUAGAAGACGAGUUCCUCGACGUCAUUCCGCGAUAACAUGGAAGGUCCGUUGGCUUUGCCCCGCAUUAGUCAGCAUGGGCUGGGACCUUACGCCCAUCUUUCCUCUCCAGCCCAGCCGAUCCAGACAAGGCUCAUUCGAAAGAGAGGCUCACGAUACGUUACCCAACACCCGUACAUCCGUAAGAACAGCUUCAACAACAUGGAUCAACAGGUUCCCCUCAACUAUGAGGCCUCUGCCGGCGAGACCAACAAGCAAGUUACGGCAACUCUUCCCCAAGAGGUCGUACAAUGCCUGGAGAAUGCGCGAUUCCUUCACCUCGCAACUUGCACCGAUAACACGCCGAACGUCUCCCUCAUGAACUACACCUACCUCCCGUCCUCGAACCACUCAACCGGCCCCGUUAUUGUCAUGACCACGAACCCCGCCUCAAGAAAAACACAAAACCUUCUUUCGAACCCCAAUGUCUCUCUGUUGGUGCACGAUUGUAUGUUAUAGUUAUAUUGUGGUAGUGGCUCUACAAGGUUUGCUGACGGCUUCAUUUAGGGUCUUCUCACCGACCGCCAACU